Messenger RNA from Castor canadensis (American beaver), 2275 nucleotides. Lineage: Eukaryota; Metazoa; Chordata; Mammalia; Rodentia; Castoridae. The record is from RefSeq and is a predicted model, not a curated record.
GAAGAAGAAGAGGAUGAGAACAGCAAACAGUCGGAAGAUGACGAUUCAGAGACUGAAAAACCUGAGGCUGAUGAUCCAAAGUGCUGGGGGUCAAACCCAGGAUCUUCCAUAUGGUAGGCAAGUGUUCUACUACUGAACUACACCCUCAGCUUUCUGAAAAACAUCUUUGGGGUUUUUUGUCACCAUCCUCAAUGAUUCCACUUCCUGCUGAGCUAUUGAAGUCUGGACCUGUUUCCGUUGCCGAGCAGGAUAAUACAGAAGUAGAGAAGAGAGAUCCCCAGGAAUUAGUUGCCUCCUUUUCAGAAAAGGUCCGGAACAUGUCACCUGAUGAAAUCAAGAUCCCACCGGAGCCCCCUGGCAGAUGUUCAAAUCACUUACAAGACAAGAUCCAGAAGCUUUAUGAGCGAAAGAUAAAGGAAGGAAUGGAUAUGAACUACAUAAUUCAAAGAAAGAAAGAAUUUCGUAACCCCAGCAUCUACGAGAAACUAAUCCAGUUCUGUGCCAUUGAUGAGCUGGGUACCAACUACCCAAAGGAUAUGUUUGACCCCCAUGGCUGGUCUGAGGACUCCUACUAUGAGGCAUUAGCCAAGGCCCAGAAGAUUGAAAUGGACAAAUUGGAAAAGGCCAAAAAGGAGCGAACCAAAAUUGAGUUUGUGACGGGCACCAAGAAAGGAACCACAACCAAUGCCACAGCCACUACCACUACUACCGCCAGCACAGCUGUAGCAGAUGCCCAAAAGAGAAAGAGCAAGUGGGACUCUGCCAUCCCAGUGACGACGAUAGCGCAGCCCACCAUUCUCACCACCACGGCCACCCUGCCAGCUGUUGUCACCGUCACCACCAGUGCCAGUGGCUCCAAGACCACUGUCAUCUCUGCUGUGGGCACAAUUGUGAAAAAGGCCAAGCAGUGACUCCAGGACUUGACAGGACUGCACAGCCCAGUGACCUGCCCACUGGGAGAUGUCACUUUGUAUAUUUCAGGACUCAAGCCUGCUCCCCAGGUGCCACCUGAGAGGAGUAUCUGUGUGGCAUUCCAACCAGAAGGACAUUGUAGCAGAAGCAUAAAGUGCAGUGGACAAGGUCUGUCCAUACACUUCUUGGGGUCUUGCCCAAUUAAAAGUGCUGUGUUCUUACAUCCUGGCAUUAACUGUGGCCUCUCCCACAGUCAGUUUUUAGGCCAAUGUGAAGCUCAAGUACCCCCUCCAUCAUCUUAGUCAGGAUUAUUGCCUCAGGAUGGACAAUGAGGUGACAGGAGCUUGGGCACUGCUCCUGUGGGGUGGCCCAGGAAAUCACUGUGGUCAUUCCCAGUGUAUGCCUCUUGGCAUGGGCAGGUGGAAUUCCAGGCACCCCUGUUACUGCUGUUCUACUUCCCUGAUCCCAAAACGAGACCUCAGCCAGUUCUCAGGCCAGAAGGUAGGCCUCUGUUCUCCUAGGCAAAGUUGCACUCUCCCCAGACUCCUUCUGGGACAUGCCUAGGCAUUUGAAAUCAGGCCUGUUAUGAAAAGGUCUAGGGUGAGAUCCCCAUCCCACACAGGGAGUGAAGUGUGAGUGCAUGGUGGAGUCUGCACCAGUCCCUGAACACAGCCAGCCGGAUCCACACAGUAGGGGAGAUGAAUCACCUCCUGCUCUGGCUGGGCAGCCACUCAUUGUUUACAUGAAAGCCCCACUUCGGGGAGGGCUUCUGCCACCCCACCCUUCCUCUGUUGUUAUCUCUGCCCAGCACACAACCUAUGCUGCCCCACUCCUCUUGGGGCCAAAACGGGUUUCCCAGCCACUGCCUACCCAAGGAGGCUGGAGGGAUCAGUUUGCCUUUCAUGUUCUUUGGCAGCUCUCCUUUCCUUUCCAGCGGAAGGGCUGAGUGUCAGAAAAGGAAGCUGGGCUGUGAGGAGCCCUGUUGCUUCCACAGGGUCCGCAGAGACUGAGAAAGGUGGUCCUGAAAUUGUGUCUGUUGUGUGAUCUGAGGGAUAUGACAAACUGCCACCAAAGUCCCUAAAAUAAAAAUUGAGUCACACCUGCCCCCUCCUUUCCUUGAUGGGACUUUGGAAUCCUGGGGAGAAGAGCUGCUUCUCCCCAAGAGAGCCUAUGGGGAUCUCCGCAGGGCCUGCCCCUUGGGCUGAGGACCCCAGAGGUCUGUGGGAAGCAGUGCUGCACAGGGAAACUGCAGUAAGUUGCAGCUUGUGAUCUAUGUACUGUCUUCCUUAUAAGGUGGAUGUGAGAGUCAAAUUGAUGAUUGAUGCAAAAGAUUUAUAAACUGUAAAAUACUCUUGUAAAGGUU